Messenger RNA from Aegilops tauschii subsp. strangulata, 771 nucleotides. Lineage: Eukaryota; Viridiplantae; Streptophyta; Magnoliopsida; Poales; Poaceae. The record is from RefSeq and is a predicted model, not a curated record.
AUGGCGGCGCCGCAGCCGCAGAAGACGGCGUCGACGCUCAGGUUGGCGAUCGCCCGUGGCGCGCACCAGCUCGACAUCAUCGGGUAUAGCACGUGGCGCAUGCUCGGUGCCCACAACACAGUUAGGUCCCGCAGCUUUGACGCCGGCGGCUUCGCCUGGGCCCUGGUCUGCUACUUCGUGUCAAAUACCACGACAACGCGAGGCGUCACCCUGGCGUCCAUAGCCCUGGCCCUGGAGCUGUUGAGGAACGAGACCGACGAGGCGGUCGUCGCCACGGCCAGCAUCAGGAUUGACGAACCCACCGGCGCCGGCCGCUGGCCCGCAGCCGAGUGGCACAGCGCCGAGCCCCACGUCUUUCCGGCAUGGUCCAUGAGUGCCGUCGCCUGGGAGCUUGCCGUCCCCGACGCGUUCGUGCAGCACAAGAAGCGCUACGUCAUGGACGACUGCCUCACCGUGCACUGCUCCGUCGAGGUCCUCAAGGAGGAGUCCGCGGACGGGGCCACAAGGAAGUACAUGGUCGGCAUGCCCCCUCCGCCGAGCCUCUCCCACGACAUCCACAGGCUACGGCAGGACAUGUGGUGGCCUGAUGUCACGUUCACCGUCGACGACGCCAAGGUCCAGGCGCACAAGCUCGUGCUCGCCGCCCGGUCACGGGUCUUUGACGCCCAGUUCUUCUACGGCGACAGAUUAACACGAUUUCUGACAGGGCUGGCCCACCCGUCAGGUGCCACGUGGGCGAGGCCAGACGGCGAGUGGGUUGACGGCCGUUAG